AUGGAUGGAACUGUUUCCGCAUUGCCUUCUGUUUUCAGACAAAGAUCAGAAGAAAAUGAGGUUCCUGAACAGGACAGAGGGGGCCUUUUUCCCAAGUGGAAGUUUCAGCAGCGGUGGAUGAAGAGACAGAGGAAGGUUCUCUCCUACACUUCAGGACUCCUCUCUCUCUCUCUCUCUCUCUCUCUCUCUCUGUCUCUCUCUCUCUCUCUCUCUCUCUCUCUCUCUAGUUAUGGUGUGUUAUUAUGGGAGCUGUUGACCGGAGAGUCUCCCUACAGAGGGAUCGAUGGUCUGGCCGUGGCUUACGGAGUCGCUGUGAACAAACUGACCCUUCCGAUCCCGUCCACCUGCCCUGAGCCCUUCGCUCAGCUCAUGUCCGAGUGCUGGGAUCAGGAUCCGCACCGCAGGCCCAGCUUCUCCUCCAUCCUGCAGCAGCUGAUGGCUCUGGAGGAGCAGGUGAUGCACGAGAUGCCGCAGGACUCCUUCCAUUCGCUCCAGGAGGACUGGAAACUGGAGAUCCAGGGCAUGUUUGAUGAGCUGCGGGCCAAAGAGAAGGAGCUGCGGUGUCGUGAGGAGGAGCUGAAGCGUGCGGCACUGGAGCAGAAGUCUCACGAGGAGUUCCUGCGUCAGCGCGAGCAGCAGUUAGCGCAGUGGGAGCAGGACGUGUUCGAGCGCGAGCUAUCGCUGCUCAUCAUGGACCUCAACCAGAACCAGAAACCCAACGUCAAGAAGCGCAAGGGAACCUUCAAGAAACACAAGCUGAAGGGGAAGAACGGAGAGAAGAUCAGCAUGCCGCAGGAUUUCAUCCAUAAGAUCACGGUCCAGGCAUCUCCGUGUUUGGAGAAGAGGCGUAAUUCUCCGGAUCUGGGAUCGCCGUCCAUCGGUCCACGCUUCCGAGCCAUACAGCUGGGUCCCAGUGAGAGUAAGUGGAGCUCGGUUUGGCCGCUGGAGACUCUUCCUCUCAAGCAGACCAACGGCGAGAGGAAAUUCACUCCUCAUCUGAGCCCCAAAAGCCCCAAGAGUCCAAAGAUCCUCCGUCUGAGCAUGCAGGAGAACAGUCUGUCGAUGAGAGCCAAACUCCUGGAGGUGGACAGUAACGAGAGCGAGGACUCCAGAGCUGAUUUUGAGGAGUACAGACCCAUCACACCAGAGUCCAGCCACAACGAGGGCUCUGAGAGCGAGGAGGGCUCGUCCCCGUGUGGUUCUCCCAGACCGGAUACCUCCGGGCCGGUGUGUCGAGGGAAGAGCACACACCGCGCUCUGCUCAGCAGCGCCGCCCUGCUGGCGUCCGUGGCUCUGGGCCGCUGUAUGGAGCCGCAGCACCCGCCCACUCCACCGCCGCGCACCUCGUCCCGGACACACCUCCCGGAGCCCGAGGUGGGGGAUCUGAUCAGCUUCAGCACGGACUCCCUGCCGCGGGGCCUUCUGGACUCGAACCCACGGGAUGGCCGGACCUCACACGCUAACGGAGACGCCGAGGGACCGCGGCAGAGCGGGGAGCGCAGGAGGAGGAACAGCUACGGACUCAGCUCCUCACAGCUCAUCUUGGAUCUCCCGCUGUGUCAGGACACGUUUGAGACCGAGGACAAGUCUCCGCUGCCGUUCGCCCUGUAUCCAGACCCUCGCUUGUGGAGCCCUAAAACCCGGCGUCUGGAGGUCAACAUCAUCCCUAGGCCCCGUCCAUCCCCUAACCGGCCCCGCAUCGACCCGUGGAGCUUCGUAUCGGCCGGCGUGACGGACAGAGCGGCCGCCAAGAGGGUCAUCAGCAGCCCCAGCAGCCCUCGACUGGGGUACCAGCCCUCGCCCACAAACCCCUUCACAAACUGUGACCCCUUCCCUUCCCCGGACUGUGACCCCUUCAUUCUGAGGGUCGACCCUGCUGUGAACUCUGACCAUGCCUCGACCUUUGACCCCUUCUCAACCCCAUUCCCCACCUCGCGCUCGGCGCCCUGCUCCACCAAUGGCAGUCCCAAUCUGUCCCUGCGGGUGGCGCCGCUGAACCCGGCCGACUCUCCGCUCUUAGACCUGAGCUGGAUGGGUGUCAGCCGGCCGCUCGACGGCCCCAAAGAGAGGGUCCAUCCUCACCGGAGCCUCGGCCUUAGUCCGUUCAGAUCCCCAGCGCCGCUCAGAGACGACCGGUUCUGAACACUGUCCUGCAAACGAGGGU
This is a messenger RNA of Carassius carassius (crucian carp), 2164 nucleotides long. Its product is annotated as mitogen-activated protein kinase kinase kinase 11-like. NCBI's taxonomy places the organism in Eukaryota, Metazoa, Chordata, Actinopteri, Cypriniformes, Cyprinidae. Gene Ontology annotation, molecular function: JUN kinase kinase kinase activity. Bases 1 to 2142 code for a protein of 713 amino acids. The transcript is spliced from 9 exons. Gene Ontology annotation, cellular component: centrosome. The record is from RefSeq and is a predicted model, not a curated record. Gene Ontology annotation, biological process: protein phosphorylation; microtubule-based process; positive regulation of apoptotic process.